Messenger RNA from Rhizophagus irregularis DAOM 181602=DAOM 197198, 1824 nucleotides. RefSeq lists its product as uncharacterized. NCBI's taxonomy places the organism in Eukaryota, Fungi, Glomeromycota, Glomeromycetes, Glomerales, Glomeraceae. The record is from RefSeq and is a predicted model, not a curated record.
AUGUCCAAAGAUGAAAUAUAUAAUAAUUCAAAUUCUUAUUCGGACGAAUCUUAUAAUGUAAAUGAUAAUAAUUCAGAAAUAAAAGGUUCCAUAUUUUGGAGUGAUGCGCUUGAAGCUCGCCUCUAUGAGCUGUAUAUGAAGGAUGAUGUUAUAGAUAUAUUUUGGGGUCGACCUAUUGAAGAUCAUCUUGUAGGUAGUACUAAUUGGAAUAUUUAUGUAAUUACGCGUGGUUUAUACUGUCCAUAUGCCAGGACAGAAAUAAUCGCAGACGACCAAGUUAUUCAUUUUAUCGCAGAGGAGACUGGAUUUGCUACUUCUAGUGAUCCAUUACCAAGUUCAAUAAAGAUUCCACAGAAUCUAAAGAAAUUUUUUGAUGAAGCUUUAGAUAAUGAAUUAGGACUGUUGUUUCGUGAAGCACAUUAUAAUUUAGUUGGUAUAAGUACUGGAUAUAAACAAAUCGGUGGGAAGUUUACUGAAGAUCCAGCAAUUAUAUUUUAUGUUCGUCAGAAAGGUAUUUUACGUCGUGGAUGUGGUGGUAUAUUUCCAAAAAAAAUUUGUGGAUUUUUAACAGAUGUUAUUGAAGCAUGUGCUGCAAUGCCUUGUAGUAGUUUUGAGGCGGUCUAUUGUCAAUGUUAUCAGGAAAAUGUUAUGUUAGGUUCAAGUAUAGGCAUAGGGUCAAAUGAAACUCGAAAUACAACUGGAACUCUUAGUGCUAUUGCUUAUGAAAAUAACUCUCCAAAUCGGAUUGGUAUUAUUUCAUGUGAACAUGUACUCAAAUUUAAUGAAUCAAAUCCUAGAAAAACGAUUACUAUUUAUCAGCCUUCAUAUAAUGAUCUGUUUGAACCAAGAAGAAGAUUACGAGAAUUACAAGAAUUAUCAAAGUUAGGAGGAAAUGAACAUAUGGAUAAUAUCAAUAAAAUGCAAGAAAACUUAAAUCUUGCAGAAAGUCAAAACUCGAAACUUGCUACUUAUGUAAAGGGAAUACGAAAAAAUUUUCAUUCUAAAAUAGAUAAUAAGAAAUAUGGUAUUGAUGCUGGAUUUUGUGUCUUUGAUAAUAAAAAUCGUAAACUAUAUUCAAAAAACUUUUCAGUUCCUUCAAGUUACUUUGAAAAUGCUGGACUUUCUACUUGUUUAAAAGGUACUUAUACUAGUUGUGAAUUGAAUGAAUUGAAGAAUUUUAAUUAUAAUAAAAAGAGAGUUUUUAAAGUAGGAAGAACUACAGGACUUACUCUUGGACAAUUACUUCCUACUGAUCAAGCUAUUGCUUGUAAUUUAACAAUUGAAAGUAUAAAAAGUUCAAAAAAGUUAGAAAUGGAAAAACAUAUUCCUUGUUAUAACAACGCAGAUCAAAAAAUUUUUAUUGGAUAUAUGAAAUCACAAUUAGAUUCAGAAGUUCGUCAAAAACGUAAAAAAUGUUAUCCUAUUGAAUGGUUUGAUCGUCAAUUGGCAUUUAAAUUUGAAUCUGGAGAUUUUGAUUGUGGCGAUUCAGGAGCAAGCAUUAUAGAUGAAACAGGAAAGGCUAUUGGUAUUCUUCAUGCAAGAUGGAUAACACCAUAUCAGACAUAUGGUAUUGCUUCUCCUUAUUUCGCAAUUCUUGAAGCACUUGACGUAAGCAUUCACUUAUCUCCCGAUCCUGUUACACCAACAGUUACUUCUUCAUCAUCAAAUAUUAAAAUCAAUUAUAAAAAAGAGAUUGUAAAAAUGCAGGAUGUUAAACAACCACAAAAAAAUCAGUCUAAAUCGGAGUACUAUAUAUUAGGGAUUGGAAUCGAUUCUACCAAAAUCGAAUUAAUCGAAAAUCGAAUCGUAUCUAAUCGAAUCUAA